Fusarium poae is the source of this 3414-nucleotide messenger RNA. RefSeq names its product DNA helicase rad5 (gene RAD5). Gene Ontology annotation, molecular function: ATP binding; hydrolase activity, acting on acid anhydrides, in phosphorus-containing anhydrides; nucleic acid binding. The record is from RefSeq and is a predicted model, not a curated record. The coding region runs from base 1 to 3414 and encodes 1137 amino acids. The transcript has 2 exons. Lineage: Eukaryota; Fungi; Ascomycota; Sordariomycetes; Hypocreales; Nectriaceae.
AUGGAUCCUGAACCUCCCACCAAAAGACGGAGGUUUUUCGCCGACCCCGAAGAAGCUUCAUCAGACCCAGUUGCUCAUGACAGCUCCCCGUUACCACCACGAAAACGCUUCUUCAAAGAUGAAGACGAGACAGCUCCAAAAACCGAACAAUUAAAAACGAUAACCGAGAACUCGAAUGAUGAGCCACUGGAAUUAUCCUCCACGAACCCUUCAGCUUCCCAGCAGGAUUCAUCUGUAACCUUCGACCAGGAGACAUUCGAGGCUUUCAUUGGCGACAAGGUCUCAGGGGAUGUCCUCUCUGCAAUCAGAAGUAAUUGCGGAAAUAAUCUCGAGAGAGCUGUGAACAUGUAUUUUGAUGGAACAUAUAAAAAGUUUGUGAAGAAAUCAUCACGACCAGCAAAACAGACCGCCAGCUCGAGUCAGACCCCGAAUGUCCCUAGCGAGCGAAAACUACCCAUCCAAACAUCUAAAAGAAUGCCAAACGAACGAUACAUAGGAGCUUUCGGAGUUGAGGGGUGGGCGACACGAAGUGGGACAAAUUUACUUAAACAUGGCGACAUUGUUAAGAUCGAGCGGCAAAAGCGAGCACCUCCGCCUACGAAAUCCAAAGGGAAAGGUGGACCUGUCACUCCAUUGAAAGGCUUUGGGGCUUCUGCGAAGCGACAGGACGUUGUUGUGCGCUUUACUACCCAAAACGGCAUAGAAGUCGGACGACUGGCAAGAGAGGCAGCGAACUGGGUCUCAGCUCUGAUUGACGAGAAAAUAUGCAAAUUUGAGGGAAGUGUCGUAUAUACCCCCGAACGACUUCGAACAAACGAUACGAUAUUUCUUCAGUUGCGCUGUUCGUUACUCAGCUCUGCUUUCUUUAGCCGAUCUUUCCAGCUUGCGGACGAUCGGUCAGCUGCCUUCUUUGAUCAAAACGAAACAAAUGAUGAAAAAACACUAAGGAUGAGACAAGUAGCAUUGGUGAAGUUAUUCCAAGAGAUCAACCUUCAUCCUACCUUGACGAAUUCUGCUACGAAAGAUGGCCGCAAGGGGCUGCUCCAGGCUGCUGAACAAGACGAAGAGAAGCAGAAGGAAACUAAAAUAUCGAACGGGAACAGAAAUAGCAACACCAGGGAAGUAAGCUCGUCUCAAUCAUCCGAUACAGAAGAAGGAGAGGAGUUGGAACAGGAUCAGCUCGAUGCGCUUUACAAAAAGGCUCAAUCGUUCGACUUUAACACCCCAGAAGCGGAACCAGCAGACACAUUUGCCAUGACACUUCGUAAAUAUCAGAAGCAAGCGCUACAUUGGAUGAUGGCUAAAGAGAAGGACGAAAAGAGUCACCGAGAGCCAUCAAUGCACCCACUGUGGGAAGAGUACGAUUGGCCAUUGAAGGAUGUAGACGAGAACGACUUGUCGCAAACUGAGGGGCAGUCUAAGUUCUACGUCAACCCCUACUCUGGCGACCUUUCGCUUGACUUUCCAGUGCAGGAACAGCACUGCCUCGGCGGUAUACUUGCCGAUGAAAUGGGUCUCGGUAAAACAAUUCAGAUGCUGAGCUUGGUUCAUACGCAUAGAUCCGAAAUCGCUCUUGAAGCUCGCCGAUCAGCUGUCGCACGCUCAAACGUGAACCAACUUACAAGACUAGGCAAGAACUCAGAGUCGGUUCUUGACGCGCCAUGUACAACGUUGGUGGUUGCACCCAUGUCGCUGCUGUCCCAAUGGCAGAGCGAAGCCGGAAAGGCUUCCAAGGAUGGAACGAUGAAAACCGAGCUAUACUAUGGUAACGAAAAGUCAAGUAACCUGCAGGCACUCUGCUGUGCAUCCAAUGCGGCCAAUGCUCCGGACGUGGUUAUCACUAGUUACGGUGUUGUUCUGUCCGAAUUUAGUAGCUUGGCUGCUAGGAAUGGGGACAAGAGUUUUCACAACGGACUCUUCUCACUAAGAUUCUUUCGCAUUAUCAUCGACGAAGCACACCAUAUCAAGAAUAGGUCAUCCAAGACAGCAAAAGCGUGCUACGAGAUUUCGGCCACCCAUCGAUGGGCCCUGACCGGAACUCCCAUCGUAAACAAGUUGGAAGAUUUGUUCAGCCUUGUCAGGUUCUUGGGGGUGGAACCUUGGAACAACUUUUCUUUCUGGCGAACAUUCAUUACUGUACCUUUUGAAUCUGGAGACUUCAUGCGAGCUUUGGAUGUCGUACAGACGGUUUUAGAGCCUCUUGUGCUUCGACGUACAAAGGACAUGAAAACGCCCGACGGCGAACCGCUUGUGCUCCUGCCACCAAAGCAAAUUGAGAUCGUCAAUGUGGAACUCUCGGAGACGGAGCGAGACGUCUACAAUUACAUCUUCAAUAAGGCGAAACGAACAUUCUCUCAGAACGUCGAGGCGGGGACUGUGAUGAAGGCUUUCACUACCAUCUUUGCCCAAAUUCUGCGUCUUCGGCAGUCAUGCUGCCAUCCCGUCCUUGUUCGCAACCGUGACAUUGUGGCAGAUGAAGUAGAAGCCGGAGCGGCUGCUGAUGCAGUGGCGGGACUUGCAGAUGAUAUGGAUCUUGAGUCGCUCAUCACUUCGUUCACUGCAGUAACAGAUAAAGCAUCAAAAGAGUCCAAUCAGACCUUUGGAGCUCAUGCACUGGAGCAAAUUCGUGAUGAAGCUGAGAAUGAGUGUCCUUUAUGUUUCGAGGAUCCAAUGAACGAUCAGACCGUGACUGGUUGUUGGCAUUCGGCGUGCAAGAAGUGCUUGAUUGAUUAUAUCAAACAUCAGACUAGCAAGGCAGAAGUACCCCGAUGCUUCAGCUGUCGCGAGCCGAUAAACAAACGAGAUCUGUUUGAGGUUGUCCGUCACGAUGAAGAUCCUGAUAUGAUGUCGAAGAAGCCCAAGAUCAGCCUACAGCGAAUUGGUGUCAAUGCUUCUUCUGCAAAGGUGGUUGCGCUAAUGUCUGAGCUGCGAGCUCUAAGGCGGGAACAUCCCAAAAUGAAGUCGGUGGUAUUUUCUCAGUUCACAUCUUUCCUCAGCCUUAUUGAGCCUGCGCUCACACGUGCAAACAUCAAGUUUCUUCGGCUAGAUGGAUCGAUGGCUCAGAAAGCUCGAGCCGCUGUACUUGAUGAGUUCACAGAAAGAAAAGGAUUCACAAUACUUUUGCUCAGCUUGCGCGCUGGCGGUGUCGGGCUGAACUUGACGAGCGCUGGACGAGUAUUUAUGAUGGAUCCCUGGUGGAGCUUCGCCGUCGAGGCUCAGGCCAUCGAUCGGGUGCACAGAAUGGGCCAAGAGUCGGAAGUACAGGUGAAGAGAUUUGUGGUUAAGGAAAGUGUAGAAGAGCGGAUGCUAAAGGUCCAAGAGCGUAAAAAGUUCAUUGCAACUUCCUUGGGCAUGAUGAACGAUGAAGAGAAGAAGCUCCAGCGUAUCGAAGACAUCAAGGAGCUGCUGAGCUAA